Sciurus carolinensis (gray squirrel) is the source of this 906-nucleotide messenger RNA. Its product is annotated as mitochondrial ornithine transporter 2-like. Gene Ontology annotation, biological process: mitochondrial L-ornithine transmembrane transport. The record is from RefSeq and is a predicted model, not a curated record. NCBI's taxonomy places the organism in Eukaryota, Metazoa, Chordata, Mammalia, Rodentia, Sciuridae. Gene Ontology annotation, molecular function: L-ornithine transmembrane transporter activity. The transcript has a single exon. Bases 1 to 906 code for a protein of 301 amino acids.
AUGAAGUCGAACCCGGGCAUCCAGGCUGCCAUCGACCUCACAGCCGGGGCAGCAGGGGGUACAGCGUGUGUACUGACCGGGCAGCCCUUUGACACAAUGAAAGUGAAGAUGCAGACAUUCCCUGGACUGUACAAGGGCCUCACCGACUGCUUCCUGAAGACGUACAACCAAGUGGGCUUCCGAGGCUUCUACAGGGGAACCUGCCCAGCACUGAUGGCUCAGGUUUCCCAGAGCUCAGUUCUCUUCAUGUGCUAUGGCUUUAGUCAACAGUUUGUCCGAAAAUUGGUUGGAUUGGACGAGCAGGCAGAACUGAGUGAUCUGCAGACUGCAGCUGCCGGUUCCCUUGCCUCUGCAUUUGCUGCACUAGUCCUCUGCCCCACUGAGCUUGUGAAGUGCCGGCUGCAGACCAUGUAUGAAAUGGAGUUGUCAGGAAAGAUAGCAAAAAGCCAUAACACAAUUUGGUCUGUCGUGAAGUGUAUCCUUAGGAAGGAUGGCGUCUUAGGUUUAUACCAUGGUCUCUCGAGCACUCUACUUCAGGAAGUAAUAGGCUAUUUCUUCUUCUUCAGUGGGUAUGAACUGAGCAGAUCUUUUUUUGCAUCAGGGAAACCAAAGAAUGAACUAGGCCCUGUCCCUUUGAUGUUAAGUGGUGGAGUUGCUGGACUCUGCCUCUGGCUUAUUGUAUUCCCAGUGGAUUGUAUUAAAUCCAGAAUUCAGGUUCUUUCCAUGUAUGGAAAACAGGCGGGAUUUUUUGGAACCUUGUUAAAUAUUGUGAGAAAUGAGGGAGUAUUAGCCUUGUAUUCGGGACUGAAAGCUACCAUGAUUCGAGCAUUCCCUGCCAAUGCUGCACUAUUUUUGGCCUAUGAAUACAGCAGGAAAAUGAUGAUGAGCAACUUGGAAGCAUACUGA